Messenger RNA from Dunckerocampus dactyliophorus (ringed pipefish), 2350 nucleotides. It is a transcript of the gene cmklr1, whose product is annotated as chemokine-like receptor 1. Gene Ontology annotation, biological process: chemotaxis; phospholipase C-activating G protein-coupled receptor signaling pathway; positive regulation of cytosolic calcium ion concentration. NCBI's taxonomy places the organism in Eukaryota, Metazoa, Chordata, Actinopteri, Syngnathiformes, Syngnathidae. The record is from RefSeq and is a predicted model, not a curated record. Gene Ontology annotation, cellular component: plasma membrane. The transcript has 2 exons. The coding region runs from base 125 to 1162 and encodes 345 amino acids. Gene Ontology annotation, molecular function: G protein-coupled receptor activity; complement receptor activity.
CACCAUCCGGUCAGCUGAUUGCUCAUUAUUUUGGAGGAACCCGCAUAGCUCUGCUGACACUUGUCUCUGGGCAGCACCAAGUCAACAGCAGUGGGAGUAAUCCUAUUUCAACCGUUGGGCGAAAAUGGAUGAUUUGUUUUAUGAUUAUUCCAGCAACUACAGCUAUGAGGAAAGCCUCAUGCCACAUGAAGAACCUGUUUUUCAACACAAAUCCACAUGUACUGGCGAUGUCCUUUGUGUGUCUCUGCUCGUGAUCACCUCACUCAUUUUUGUGCUGGGCUUCUGUGGAAAUGCUGUGGUCAUCUGGAUCUCUGGCUUCAAGAUGAAGAAGACAGUCAACACAACAUGGUACCUGAGCCUGGCCAUCUCCGACUUUGUCUUCUGUACUUUUCUGCCCUUCAUCAUCACCAACAUGGCCAUGGAGAGGUGGAUCUUCGGACUCUUCCUGUGCAAGUUUGCCUCGUCUGUGUUGUUUCUCAACAUGUUCAGCAGCAUAUUCCUCCUGGUCAUCAUCAGUGCCGACCGCUGCGUGUCUGUCGUAUUUCCCGUCUGGGCUCAGAAUCACCGCACGGUGCGAAAGGCAUCUGUUGUUGUGAUCCUGGCAUGGGUUCUCGCCAUAGCGCUGAGCCUUCCCUCCGCGGUCUUCCGUGACGUUCAGAAUCAAAUGGGUCGAAGCAUUUGCUACAACAACUACACAUUACAUCAGCACAGUCACAGGAUAAUCGUAGGCAGCCGCUUCCUGGUGGGCUUUGUUGUGCCUUUUGCUAUCAUCAGUAUCUGCUACUUGGUGAUCAUUUUCAAACUUCGCACCAACAGAAUGACUAAAUCCUCUAAACCCUUCAAAGUCAUGACAGCGCUCAUUGUGACUUUCUUCGUCUGUUGGCUGCCCUACCACGUGUUUAUCCUUCUCGAGCUAAACCACCAAAGCUACAACCAUAGCCUUUUAACUGCUGGACUACAAGCGGGAACAUGCCUUGCAGCAGCCAACAGUUUCCUCAACCCGGUGCUCUAUGUGUUCAUGGGCAAUGACUUCCAGCAGAGGUUUAAGACUUCCUUGCUUUCAAAGAUGGAGAAUGCCAUGGGAGACGAAGGCCGCACCACCAGCCGGUAUUUGUCCAGGUCCAGCUCUGUAGAUGUAGGCAGGGCGUCGACACACAUCUAAAAGUCUCUGAACCGAAAUGAAGGUAAUUUGCACAGCAACACUAUAUGACCAGUAAGCUGCAGGCAAUUUCAUCUUAAACGCGUGCGCAGGCUUGGAUCCUGAUGUAAACUUCAUGCUGUAUUUCAUCGGGGGAUGACCUCAGCAAAGGCCUCCACACUUCAGGCGUGUGACAAAUAAAUAAUGAAAAUGCAAAUUACUCGCAUAUUUCACAUCCAAAACAAUUCACACUGGCGGCAAUGGCAUUCAUGAGCGUCUGAGCACAUAUUCCCCGUAGUUGGGAGAGCCAAUAAAAAAUUCAUCAUUCCUGAAAAGAAAAAAAAUAUGUCAUGUUCAUGUUCAGUGUGAAAGUGUCAAAAAAAACAAAUGUAUUAGUUAAUCACACGAAGGCCAGCAUCUAAAUUACAGAGGAAGAGACAAUGUAUAUAAAAGGGAUUUUUAACAAAUAAUACUGUAUAUAUUUUCUGAUUGUAAACAUUUAACCACUGCGUUUAACAAUGUACUGUGUAUCCUCCCUUGUGAAAUACACACAAAAAAUGGGGUUCUUUUAUUAAAAAAAAUAUACCACAUAUAUAUAUACAGUAUAUAUGUGUGUGUGUGUGUGUGUGUGCGCUCAUUUACCAUGUUCAUUUGUGACCACUGACCCACAAAGAUAAACACAUUACUAUGCAAUUUGAGAUCAUUUCAGCUUAAAAGCAAGUCUUUGCUGAAGGGAAGAGAAACAAAAAAUGAUUACUGUUUUCUCCAUUUUCAAAUCUAAACUGAACCUCCAGCCGCCCUAACAUCGAUCUGUAAUUGUGUUUGCUUGGCAGUGUUUAUUUACUGGUUAGUGGUUAAAUGUGAUGGAUAAAUGGGUGGAUAUAUUUUCGGAGACAGGGUGCACUUAGUUGUCACAUGAAGGCCUCGCUUAAUGACAAUGGGAAAUGAACAUCUUCAUUCAGUCCACUGCUCUACACGCUAUAAUUGCUUUUGGACAGGAGAUUAUUAUAUGAUGAAUAGAUCCCUUUGAACAAUACCGUUCAUCCAUCACGCUGCAGUUGAAAUACAACACGUCCAGCUGUUCUAGCCAGUCAGAAAACAGCUUGUUGAAUGGACCCAUGCCUUUUGUCAUUUUCACAAGUGAAAGCUGUACAUUAUCAUCCACGCAUGUAAUUAUUUAAUUUGAUUUGACCUUUUUAAGUCUCCAUUUUC